This is a messenger RNA of Aspergillus mulundensis, 1791 nucleotides long. RefSeq names its product phosphoprotein phosphatase CDC14 (gene cdcA). Gene Ontology annotation, molecular function: protein tyrosine/serine/threonine phosphatase activity; protein serine/threonine phosphatase activity. NCBI's taxonomy places the organism in Eukaryota, Fungi, Ascomycota, Eurotiomycetes, Eurotiales, Aspergillaceae. Bases 1 to 1791 code for a protein of 596 amino acids. The transcript is spliced from 3 exons. Gene Ontology annotation, biological process: regulation of exit from mitosis; microtubule cytoskeleton organization; positive regulation of cytokinesis. The record is from RefSeq and is a predicted model, not a curated record. Gene Ontology annotation, cellular component: centrosome; mitotic spindle; nucleolus.
AUGACUGUAUCAACUGCUGGCUCCGGCCAGGUCAUUGAGUACAUUCAGGACAAGCUAUACCUCGCCUCCUACGAUCAUGCCCCCGAUGCGAAAAGUGCCUUUCCCUACCCUACCGAAGCGCCGAAGUCUCCCAGCAAGCGACGAGCACAGGCAGCUACACAGAGCAAGAAGCGCAGCCCUGUCUACUUCACGGUCGAUGAUACCCUCCUGUACAACUCGUUCCAUGCGGACUUCGGCCCGCUCCACAUCGGUCAUCUCUACCGCUUCGCCGUUCAUUUCCAUGACCUCCUCGCUGCGAACAAUGAUCGCGCCAUUGUUUUCUACUCCCGAACGGAUGCUCGAAGCCGCGCGAACGCUGCCUGUCUGGUUGCUUGCUACAUGGUCCUGAUCCAGUCAUGGCCGCCGCAUCUGGCGCUCGCUCCGAUUGCGCAGGCAGACCCUCCAUACAUGCCGUUCCGCGACGCUGGAUACAGCCAGGCGGACUUUAUUCUCAACAUCCAGGAUGUGGUGUACGGCGUCUGGAAAGCCAAGGAGCAGGGAGUGUGCGGAUUGAGAGAUUUCAGUCUCGAAGAGUAUGAGAAGUUCGAAAGGGUUGAUAUGGGAGACUUCAACUGGAUCAGCCCUGACUUCCUCGCUUUCGCUUCGCCACAGCACCAACCGGUUGCUCCCGUCCCCCGCGAUACCCCAGAAUACGCCGCCCUACCUUCGACCGUCUCAGAAGUCCGAUCAUCCAAGCUUCCUCUUCCUUUCAAAAACGUUCUGGAACAUUUCUCAACUCGUGGUGUCGGACUCGUUGUGCGACUGAACUCCGAGCUGUACUCACCGUCAUACUUCACUGCGCUCGGUAUUUCACACAUCGACAUGAUCUUCGAGGAUGGUACCUGCCCUCCGCUCCCGCUGGUCAAGAAAUUCAUCAAGAUGGCCCAUGAUAUGAUCAACGUCCGACACAAAGCCAUCGCUGUCCACUGCAAGGCUGGUCUCGGACGUACAGGCUGCUUAAUCGGUGCUUACCUGAUCUACCGAUAUGGGUUUACAGCGAACGAGGUUAUUGCUUUCAUGCGAUUUAUGCGUCCUGGAAUGGUUGUUGGCCCACAACAGCACUGGCUCCACCUCAACCAGGGAUCUUUCCGGGAGUGGUGGUUUGAGGACUGCAUGAAGGAGAAGCUCGCUCAGAUGCAGCCGAACCCGGUUACCCCUGGCCGGUCACCCGCGAAGCAACGGUCCGCCCCGGUCGCCACGCCACCAAACAACGGCCAAUCGAAACGAUCUGCGCUGGGUGAGAUUGACAACAACGAAGCCACCCCUGUUUACGAUGACAACCUACCGGCGCCUACACCAGGACAGCCCCGCAAGUCGCACAGGAAAGACUCACGGCAUCAUCCUUACUCUCGCACAGUAUCAGGCAGCCUCGUUGUGGAUAAAGAAGCGAGAAAGGCCAGACGCAGCACGGACAGCAGUGAGAGUGAAGAAGAGGCACAACUGCGGAUGCUCGCAAAGCAGCGUUCAUCAAAGUCACCGGUGGCAUCGUCCGGCCAGCGCUCUAUUAGCUACUCCGGAACAGUGACUGCGAGCUAUACCCUGAACGAAGAUAUCCAUGAAGACAGGGAGAACUGGGAAGCUGGCGCACAAGUACCCAAGACGCCGGUCACGAGCAAGACUUCGGGCUCUGUUUCCGUGAGCAGGGUCCGGUCCAGCUCCCGCCGAACCACCGGGGAGUCCAAAUCCAUCCGGAAACCCAGUGGACGGAUUGGAAGUUCCGGCAGCCCUGUGCGAGUCAAGGCUCAGGCAUGA